AUGUUCAAGGCCCUCAUGGGCGGUGGUCGCUCCUCCGAUACGCGCAGCAACUCGAGCUCCAAAGCCAAAAGUCGCCGCGGAGCUGACUCAAAGGCCUCCUCAACAGUGAGCCGUAAGUCAUCACGGGGUGACGACCGUGACCGUGGCUUGGGCGAUCUGUCAGCCUACUCAACCUCUGGCGGCCAUAGCAGGCGCUAUGCAUCCAGUGCAGCAGGGGACUCGGUCGCUUCAAGUUAUGCGACGGCGGAGCCUGCUGUCUCCGUAGAACCCGAGCGCAUCGUUAUCGAACGAACGCCUAAGCGCCGAAAUGCCUACGACUCCGAACGCCGUGGGCGCGACCGAGGCAAUAUUGACGAGGUUGGUUCACGCAGGCGCGAUCGACCUCGAUCGUCGAGUCGGGAUCGUGAACACUUUAGGUCAAGCCGGGAGAGUGGAGUGGAUGAUGCUGGUACUCGAGACCGUGAGAGCCGUCGCCGACGAACCCGGUCAGGCGAUGCGUAUCUGCCUGCGGCAUCUAGUGGUGAUCAAGGUGCCUCUGGGAGGCCACGUUCUGAUAUACCCCAAUUUCCUCCCGAAUUCCACAAUACGCUCCCAGGUACCUCCGCACCCGAAUCUCCCAACACAGCCUACGAUCCUCAUGUCCAGCAACAGUUUCCUGGUCAGUUUCCAGCAUUUGUUGCCGAGCCCUACCGACCGCCAAACCCCGCAGGUGAAGCGUCUGAAUACUACGGGGAUCAAGGACAGUCUGUCGCAGAACAACCGGGUGUCCGACCUAAGCCUCAGGCCGUCAUCCCCCAUCACCAAGCGCACUUAAUGACGGCUUCGCCGAGUGCCAACCCACCCCCGGAGCCAAGCAGCAUGGGGCAAGUUGGUGCAGCAGCGGACUAUUACACAGACGAUAUUCAGGACGAGCCACCACCCGAGCAAUCGGGACAUUCUCCGCCCGUGCCGGCGCCAAAACCGCCGAAACCAUCUGCACAGCCAUCUGGAUCGACAGUUACAGCGGCGGCCGCCGCUUAUGGUGUAGAAGAGAGCAUUCAGGAGAAUGCUGUUUCUAAUUUGUCUCCUGCACCUGUUGAGUCUCCGGCUAUAACUCAGGCUCCUAAUUCCCAUAGUGUUGACGCAUCUAUUGGAGUUGCAGUAGCGGGUACAGCAGCCGGCUACAUGAUAGGUCACCAUCAGCAAACCUCAAGCGUUGAUCACUCUCAGCAGAACACUGUGCAGAACUACGAGGAAAUAUCCCAGAAUGGCCUUGUGCACACAGGGCCAUCAAUAUACCUCCCUACUUCUAAUGCACCACUCUAUACUCCUGGGGAUGGGGUUCCAGUAGGGUACGCCGCCCAUCCGUCGCAUCCCCAUCAUGCCGCCCUCUACCAUGGCUCCCCAUUUCAGGCCGGAGGAUUGGCUUUUCAGCAGCCCCAGCGCGGGCCACUGGAUAAGUUCAUAGAUUUUUGGCGUGAUCCUGAGGGCGUGGGCAUGUUCGAAGAUUACACGGAAGCAAUCGGAAUCUGCAAGUAUUGCUUUGAACCCGGCACCACCUCUCGGGAUGCACCUCGCAAGCACAAUCAUAAACCUCACCGUCGCUCCGGUGAUCGAUACAGUAGCGGUUCCAGAGUUGACAAGCUAGGUCGCUAUGCAUCCUCCGAAGACGAAAGUCGACGCCGCAAGAAAUCAUCGAGAAAUUCAUGGCUGCCUGGCAUGCUUGCCGGUUAUACAGUAAUGUCGCUUUUCAACAACAAGGGUUUUGAUGAUACCUAUAGUGUUCGGUCUGGUCAAGUAAAAGGCUCGUCAUAUGACAGUGACAAUGGUUCGAUCGAGCGGAAAAGUCAAACCUCACGCGGUGUUUAUAGGCGUUCGCCUCGUAGUCGAUCUCGGGAUAGCUUCCGCCGUAACCAUUAUACGGACAAAAGAUUGGGAAUAAAUGAGGGAUCUAGAAUGCGCUCUCACUCGCGCUCUCGUUCCUCAUCAAGGACAGAAAGCCAUUUUCUUAGAGAUGCCGCGCUGGGCGCGGCAGUCGGCGCCACCGCCAUGUCAGGGUCCAAAGCUCGCGACAGAAGCUGUAGCCCGAACCAAUCUCAACGGGCACGGACGAAAAGCAGAAAAUCCUCCUCUUCAGAUUCUUCUGUUGUGGACGUUUCCAGGUCUUCUCGGAAAUCUCUGGGCGGAGGACUAAGUUCUUUUUUCACCGCAUCGUCCGAGAAUCGCAGGAAGCGACGUACUAAGAAGCGAAGCGGGCUAUUUUCCUUUAACAAUUCGUCUUCCUCGUCCCUAGACGCUGAUUUGGCUUUUGGAAAUGGUUACGCGAAACGAUCUGGUAAACUGAAGAAAAGGGGCAGCAAGAAAAAUCGAGCGGAUGUGGAUGCAACCUUGCUGGGUUUGGGUGCAGCUGCCACUGCACUUGCUGCAAAAUCCCAUCACAAAAACCGACGGGCAGGAGAGAUUCUUGCCGGCAAAGAUUCUCGUUCUGGUCGCUCAGACUAUUCUUCUGCUACUAACGAUGAAGGAUGGGAAGACUUGGACUCAGGUGAUCAGUCGCCCUCCAGUAUCAGCUCAGCCCUUGCCUUUGGCGGUGACGAUUCCCAAUCCUCUGAUUCCGGAACAUCGCUUUGGGGCUGGAGAUGGGGAAAUAGGAAAAAUAAGAAGAAAAAGUCCAGUUUAGUUGCGGCUGUGGGUGCUGGUGCUCUCGGGGCAACCGUAUUGGCUUCUGACUAUUAUCGGGAUGGCAAGUCGACUAGCCAGGACGGCGUAAGCAGUACUGGGAGUCUUCAGCAUGUGGCUCCAGUGUCAACAAACGACCCUUCGCGCUUUGAUGCUAUCAGAGAAUCUUCGUUGCCUUCUUCCCAGCCCGCAUUCAUCCGCCCAGGACCUAUUCCCCUUCGACAACCUCAGCCAGUGACGCCGGUUUCUCAAGCGGUAUAUACAACUCAAGGCGAGUCCGUUCUUGCGUACAGUGCACCACCAACCGGGGCUCCACUCUUUGGCGGAGAGACGUACUACCCUUAUCGAACCCGGGUCUCGGAGUCAAGAGACAAACCAUGGGCUCAUCCCGAACGCAAAAAUGUGGCAAGUAGGCCACCGGGGCGGAGUGGUGCUUCCCCUGUGUUUCCUACAGAGUCUCUGGAAGGGAGUCGAAUAUCCGGUCCGCAGCGUCGAUCUACCAUGAAAGACCAAGCAUCGGUUCAAUUUGACCUGACCGAAGAGCAAGAAGAUAAGGAGCGGCGUGCUGACCGACUGGAGAGACUAAGAAGCAAUGCUGAAUACGAGAACGGUGUGCAACUUAUUGAUCGAGAAAAUGAACCAAGAUCUCGGGAUGCAGGUCGUCUGUCAACUCGAUACAGAGAUCGAGAUCAUGAGAAAAUUCGAGUGGACGACAACAAUGAAGAGCAGAGAGGCUAUCGGCAAGAGCCCCGUAAGGAAUCGAGUCCUUCGUGGAUUGGUGCAGCGGCCGCCGGUACGAUAGGUGCCGCAGCCGCAGCGACAGUGCUUUCUAGUAAAACUUCUAAUGAUGGCACCUCCGAACCUGGUCAACAUUACCAUGAUGAACGACGGGAGAAACGCCGAGCAGAAAGACGCCGCUUUGCCGAGUCUGAGCCUACAGUUUUAGCUUCAAUGUCGGGUGUUGAUGAAGGGCGGUCGUACUCUGCGCGUGGACCAGAGCAUGUCAAGACAUCUGCAUUCCGAGACAUCUCCCGUAAGAAGCCAGUCUAUGAUGACUACGCACAAUUUUUCGCACCUGAGGUGCAACGUUACAGCCCCGAUACUUAUACACGCCGCGAGCCUACUUCGAUGCCUCCGAUUAUUGAAGCAGAACCCGCAGGCAAGGAUACACGGACGUUGAAUGAGGAACCGCAUCCUGAUUAUGGCGGCUUGCCCUGGCCAGUACCUGUGCUUAAAGUCAUCGAGCCUACUCCUCCACAAAGCCUGAGCGGCUCGGUUAGAGAUAUUUCGUCGCCGAUUAUGUCAACUCCGGAUAUAGUCCAGGAAGAUAGCAAGCCCAAACGGCAGACAUCUGGCUCUCGAGUUUCUUGGGGUGAACAUGAGCUGCACGAAUAUGAAGUUCCUUCUACGUCUUCCGAGGUUGAGUCUGUCGAUCACGAUGUGACAGACCAAAGUAAGCAGAAAGAGAAAGGUAAGAAUGUUCGAGAGGACCGUGAAAUUUCGACGAAGAACGAUUCCAGUGCUUUCGAACACGAUAUUGAAUUCGCGGCGACUGUGGCUGCAGCCACUGCAGCAGCAGGCUUUGAUCCGUCUCUCGUUACGGACGAUCCGGCAUACCAUAGACGAUCAUCGUCUCCUGGAUCCGAGUCCCGUGAAAAUUUCGUUUCGCCUUGGGCUGAAGUUCGCUUUGAUUCUAGACAACCUUAUGGCUUUGUUGAAGGUGAGGCGGAGACCGCAGAUAAUAUGGACGAGAGCCAGUCGGUGCCACGACGAUUUGUCGACAACGGACCUCUUUAUUCGGAGCCUGAGACUGUUGUCCGGCAAACAGAGACGGGUCAUGAAUCCCGGGCACCAGCCACAAUUGCGCAGGAGGUCAUCGAACAGCUCGGUGGAAGAAGAGAUAUUGAAGUCAAUGAAAUUUCUAAAGAAUCUGUCAACCCUACUGACGACACUCAGCGGAAUGCGGGCUGGAGUGAAAGCAGCGGUAGACCUCAGUCACCUCACGAGGAGGUCUACGCCAUGCCAGGUGGAUUCGAACAAGACUCUCCUGGUAUGCUCAAGGACGGUGAUUCGCGAUCGGCUGUUUCAGCUCCUGUUUCUGGGGAGUUCGCCUCUUCGUUAGUACCAAAGUCGAGGACGAGUGCAGAUGGAUCGAAUCAGAUGGAUGAUGCCGCUGCAUCUACUGUUGAAGAUGGUGGCGCCGAAGGUAAAAGGAAGCGACGGAAGAGGCGUUCCAAGCGUGACAGUGAUGGGAUUGAGGAAACAGUUUCUGUUGCAUCUUCUCCAGCUAGGAUUGGCAAAAUACGUGGCCAACACAUGGUCGUGGAUGAGAAGGCAGAGACGAGAUCUGGUGGCUUUCUAAGCGGUAUCUUUGGCUCAAUGGUAUCUGAGCCAGUAGAUAGCAAGAGAUCUUCAUCUGCAGAGAGACGCUCGUCUCGUGAAGUCCAAUCGGAGAUCGGAACUCGGGUGUCAGAGGAGUCAAGGAAUCGACGGAAAGAGAGGUCAUCCAGGCGCCGCAGCAAUAGUGGGAGAGACCCGUUAGAAGAUGACUCUGCCCCAGAGGAUGGUAUGGCUGCGGAGAAGGAGAAUAUUAACAUUGAAGGCUACAAAUCUAGCAGACAGCGAAGGGAAGAACGACGGCGGCAAAGAUACGAAGGAAUCCUGGAAGCGGGUAAAGAUACGGAGUAUGAGAAGGCUCGGGAUUCACCUCAAAACUACGACGAUGGACAAUACUUUUUAGCAGAGGGUUCUGAAUUGCCGGUCAAGGUAGACGACGGCGAUCACAGUUUUGUUUCAGAACAGUCAUCCUCGACCGAUGCAGAAGCUAGAAGGUUGGGAUUAGAACUUCUAGAGCAGCGGCCAAGAAGUCGCUCGGCCUCACCCCCUUCAUCGGCAAAGGCCUUCGAUAUGGAGCCCAAAUCCCAGAGUAGACCCACCUCUCCUGAGAUGGCCCGAAGACACGAAGAGGGUAGGGAUUGGGGUAUGUCGCCUCCGUCUAUGAUGCGGUCGAUGGAGUCUCCUACUGCUGUCCCAUUGCAUUUUCGCCGGCCUCCUACCUCACCGGGAGUCCAGCGUUCACCGUCAGCUAUCUCUCCUGUACCCCCUUCACCCAACUCACCAACUCAAGCGCGCCCUCGUCGGCCGGCCUCCACUGAGUUCAAGAGUUCGCGUGAAAUCCGACCCUUGUGGCUUGUAGAGCGGCACGGGUCCAGCAAGGCGGAUGACCAGCCUCACGAACCCUUGCCUUCCCUCCCGUCGAGCAAAACCUCAUCAGCAACUGCAUCUGUGGAGGAUCUUACAGUUCUUCCAGAUGAAACGAGCUGGGAGAUGCUCGACCUCAGCCACUACGUUCACAAUGCACCGCAGCCUAGAGGUACUGAUAUCGCGUUCACCCGACGCUAUAGUGAUAACAGCCAGUGUGAUAUCCUUGAUUCCCAGCAAGGAACGCCGACUGCAAAAACUUUUGGCCAAGUCAAUGCUCCCUCUUCAUCCAGGAAAGACAAGCCAAAGUAUGAGUUUCAUUCCCCUUCGGAGCUUCUACAGGACCCCAGUGCGUAUGCCGACUUGCCUCCUUCCUCCACGAUGGAAGCGCUCCCUUCCGCUGAAAGCUCCGUAGUUGGGGUCCAGGAGAAUGUUGAGACACAGGGCUCGUUACCACAUCCAUACGACCGGGCCUCUACUCCAGAGGGCAAAUCUAUUGAGGCCUCAGUGACUGCAGACUCAACCCCCACUCAAACAAAGUCAGCCCUUAUAGUGGAUGCUUCGAAGAUUCCCAAGGAAGUGGGAUUUGCUAGUGCCGUCGACGCAGCAGUUGCUGCAGCAGUGGGUGCAGGGAUGGCUAUCUCAUCAGACAUGUCAGACACAGAAGCCAAGGAUAUGAGUAAAUCGGCUGGUGUCCCAUUUGCAAAUGACGAAGAUACUCCAGCUGCCAUUGACAAGGAUGAUAUUCUACGCAAUCUCUCGCUCAAAGACUCACUGUUCGCAGAAAAAGACGUUGAGGCAUUUCCACCUACAUCGAAUACCAAGAUUGAUUUAACUCCGGUAGACUCGGUCUCCGCGGUCUCUAUCGAUGAAAAGUACGAAGAUGCGAAUGAGACGGUACUAGCCGAACGGGCUAAUGAGCCAAGAAAUGAAGAUUUUGCUCCGGAAAUUAAACCAGUCGAUGAAUUCUUAGAUAAUGAAGAGGGGACAAACGCCGGCGCUACUGGUGAAGAUGUCUUGGAAGUAGGCAUGGGAGUAGCGGAAUCUGAAGCAGGUACCGUUCCAGUCCUAAUCGAAGAUUCUUCUUAUGAGCCCUGGAAAGAGGAAAUCUAUGUAGUUGAAACCCCAGCAUCUGGAAAAUGCACGGAAGCGGCACCCGAAGGUGAAUCCCAGGCAGAGGAAAAAUCUGUCGAAGUUGUUGCCCCAGUAUCCUCUAAGAAGAAGAAAAAAGACCGGAAGCGCAAAAACAAGGGAAUGAACCCUGAUACUCCGGAAAGCACUCUAACUACCGGAGACUCAACGGCUACAGCACCGCAGGAAAGUGGGCAAUCACAAGAGCUGCUGUCUCAGGAACCGGUCCUGGGAGCAAGUCCUGAAGAGCUUGAAUCUGGUACCCAAGCAGAACCCGAAACAUCACUGGCUUUGGGUGUUGAGGAGACACAUAUCGACAUCGCGACGUCUUCCAAGAAAAUCAAACGUGAUAAGAAGAGAAAGAAAAGCAAGGGCUCUGUUCCGGUCGAGGCUUCAGAGGAACCCAGUAGCAUUGAAAGUGCACAACUAACAGCGGAAACCACCGCGGAUGAAAAGGACGCGAAGCCGAUUGCAGAGACUACGAGCCCUAAAGCGGAAGAGGCGCCAUCCGAAGAAGCUUUUAAAGAGACACAGGAAGUCCUUUCCUCUACAACUCAGGAGCUGGUAGAACCUAGUCCGGAAAUCGCUGAAAAUCUCAGCCGUGACAUGCCAGCUCUACCAGAGAAUACGCUACGAGAAGUGACACCAGCAGAGGUCAAAGGCGGAGAUAAAAAAUUUCUGGAGCCUGUUGACGCCCUACAAGGAUCGGCUGGAGAGUUUAACUUCGGCCAAGAGGAAUCUCCAGAAUCUACUCAAGUGAAUGAAGAUCUUAACCCACCGGCCGCUUCGAUUUCGGAAGAGGGUGUUACAGUGUUCGCUAUGGAUGAUGACGCUAAUGACACACCCCCAGCCGAUGUGCAGGGGCAGAUGGAUGCUACUGGAUCUGAAUGUGUUGACUCUCACCCUCAGCCAACAGAGCUAGUGGAGAAGGAUCGGAAAGAGAUAGUUGGCGACGGAGAAACAACAGCCCUUGAAGAUUCAGUCUUAGACACUGCCUCCACUGCACAGAAGGAAGGUAUCCAAGGUGUUCCCGGAGCGGAUAGCCCAUCUAUUUCUACCGACCAUGGCAAAACUGUGCUAGAUUCCGACGUUCACAGUCAGGAGGCUGAGGCCAUUCCAGAAAACGAAGCUACAUUAUCACGCAAAAGCAGUAAGAAGAAAAAGAAGAAUAAAGAUAAAAGUGGUAUAGCGCUAUCAACAGAGGGCGAAUCAGAGGGUAUCGCGCCACAUACGCUUUCAGGUGAAACCGUGCCUGAGGCAGAAUUUGAGCCCGCAGCCCCAGGUGAGAGUGAGGUUCAGUCAACGCAAACAGAGGAGACUUAUAAACAAGACGAAACAUCCCUCCAGGUUUCCUCAAAAGUUGACGGGUCAGCUCCUGAAGCUACAACUUCGGCCACCGACUCUACUGUAGUUACUUCAGCAGAAACACAUCAGGAAGUCGUCACAGAAGAAUCGUGGGAAGUGCAACCAAAAAAGACUGGCAAAAAGAGUAAAAAGGACCCCAAGUCCAUGACGUCUCUGCACGAACCUCAAAUGGAGCCCGAGGCCAAGGCCAAACCAGAAGAGUCCGUCGUGGAAGAUGCUGCUGAAACCCCGCUUCCUCAAAUUAGCGGUGAGGUGCAUCCCACAGAUGACAGAGAGGUUCUCAACAAGCAAUUCUCUGGAGCAGGGGAGGUUGAAGCCACACCCCUAACAGCAGAAAAUGAGUCAAAUCCUGUGGAGAACGGCGAAGCCAAUGACGUUGUACCACAUGUAUCGGACCAAGCGCCAAAAUCUCUGUCUGGGCCUGACGUAGGAGAAACCGCAUCGACAAAGAAGAGCAAGAAAAAGAAGUCGAAGAAACAGAGCACCUCAUCUAUUGCUAAUGACAGUUCGAUAACUGCUGAGUCUUCUCUGGACAACAGCACUGUGAGUUUGGAUGCGACUGCGCCCCCUCUCCAUGAAGAAACAGCUACCGAGGAACCCCAGGAAUUUAAGGAAGAGGAAUUAAUUGAAAGCGAGCCACCAGCUCCACAGGACAGAGUGUCACCAGAACCAGCACUCAUAAUGACCGCUACUCAAAAGAAGAAGGCAAGGAAAGAGAAGAAGAAACAGCGCCAACCUUCUUCCCUAGACAAGACAGUGAUUCCCACUCCACCAUCUGAAAAAACAUCGACCGAUGGACCUAAAGAGGAUCUCCCGCAUUCUACAACAGAAGUACCAAUUGCUCAAGAACCAGAGAAGACUCAAAUAACAGCAGAUGCAGAACACGAGGAAGAGCAGUCAAAGGAGGAGGCGACAGUAGCAACGGAAUCUAGCAUCGCAGCAGAAAAACCUGUCGGUCAUGGAGAGCCUGAGCAGCAAGGAGCCGGAGAUAUCAUCGAAGAUACUACUGCCGUGGAUGAGCAACCUGGAGUUGAGUCUGAGCGUGAACAACCAGCAGAUGAAACGUCUCACGGGGUGAGCACUACUUCUAUUCCCGAGGAGCCGCUGGAGAUCGAUACCCAGCUGGUUCAUGAGGGGCUCAAAGACGUAACGACUCAGGAACCAUUGCAAGAGCCAGUGCAGGAGCAGUCAAUACAGGAGCCGACCCAAGUCACAACCCCAGAUGAUCCGGUUAAUACCGAAGAAAUGCCAGAAAAGCAACCAGACGAGGAACGUACAACUGCUGAAGAUUCUGCGCAACACCCACUCGAAGAGUCCAAACCUGAUGCUUCUGCAAAGUCCAAGAAACAGAAAAAGAAAAAGAAGAAAAGGCAAUCUGAACAGACUACUCCUGCAACAGAAGGAGCCUCUGAAUCACCCUCUGCGAAUGUAGAGUUUUUUGAAGCAUCUGAGGACCAACGUGACUGGGUGACACACAAGCACCUGAAGAACGUCUGUGAUACACAAGCACCUGGAGAACGAACAGUUCCAGAAGAACCGAUCCAGGAGCCAUUGCUAGAAGCAGAGCAGACAGCAGAACCAGCAGAACCAGCAGAACCAGCAGAACCAGCAGAACCAGCAGAACCAGCAGAACCAGCAGAACCAGCAGAACCAGCAGAACCAGCAGAACCAGCAGAACCAGCAGAACCAGCAGAACCAGCAGAACCAGCAGAAGCAAUAGAGCCAACAGGACCAGUGGAGCUAGCGGAAGCACCUCAAAGCGUAACUUCCAAAAAGAAGGCUAAGAAAAAGAAAAAGCGCCAAUCUCUUUCAAUAGACGAAGUUCAAUCCCUCGUUGCGACCGAGUCUACCGAAAUUUCUUCUGUUGAUCCUCUGAACGCCGAACAUAUCCCGGAAUCUAUACAGAGCCCGUCUAUUGCGGAUGCGGCAAACUUUGAGAAACAAGUAAUUCCUGUGCAAGAAGAGAAGGAAGAGGAGGCAAAACAUGCGGAGGCUACGGAGACAACUGAGACUUUAGAGGCUGCAGAAGAACCACAAAUAACCGUUUCCAAAAAGGCAAAGAAGAAACGCAAGUCGGUUACUUUUGCGGCAGAGGAUUCAUCAGCGCAAUUCUCUGAACAGCCACUCGAACUAAAAGAAGUGAAUUCUACGGACUCUUCACAACAACUAGAUGAGCAAAAGAAUGAGGGCACACAGACAUGUGUAAACCAGGAAAGCCGUGUUGGUAUAUCUUUCGAUGAAGUUCAGCAUUCGGAAUCGCUGCCUGCUAAGCCUUCCCAAGACACUCUCAGUUCUGCACUUGACAUAGACACCAAGCCCACAGAUGAAUCCGAUCUACAGGAGGACGAGCUCACCCGGCUACAACCUGAAGUUUUAACUGAAGAGCCAAGAGAUACCACAGAGGCUUCUCAAUCCCUAGUUCAGUCUCCUAAGGAAGAGAAAGAACCCGAAGUGGAGAACCUAGCUGUUGCAGCAAAGGAUGAUACUCUCAGUGAUACUCCUGAAUCAUUCAAACAGGUGGAAGAGCCAAGCCAAAACACUCAAAAUCCCGAAGAAUUUCAGAAAGAAGCCGGCUGUGAAAUUACUGUUGAGCCUGAUACGUCCGAAAUACGGCCUCAAGUUGUCAAUUACACCGGCGAACAGGAGGCAGGCCCUUUAGAAUUCAAAAAUGAGAAGCCCGAAGCCCCAAGAUCAAAUGAAGAGGUGGCCAUGCACAAAUCUGAGCCCGUCCAUAAGAAAGCUACUGGAGAUGCACUUAAUACUACGGCACCCGAAAUAAAGGAUUCUGAAGAGACCACGACUCAGUCCGAAAAGUCAAAGGAUGAAGGAAAUGCAGUUCUGUCAGCAAAAGAGAAGAGAAAGGCAAAAAAGAAGGAGAAAAAACGCCAAUCCCAAAAUCUAAAUAUUGGACAUGGUACCUCAAUCAUAACAGAAACGGCUCCAAAUUCAUUGGAACGAACGCUUCGUGAUUCCUCGGCACCAGAGGGGACCACUUCUACUGAGAAUGUCCCCCACGCUACAAACGAAGCCGAAACGCCUGCCAAUGCUAAAUCUCCGGGCCUAUCACUCGAGACGGAAGUUGCACCUGCUGAAGAUGACGGUAAAGACAAUCAGUCCCACGACACCGGAAUACACGGCAUGAACGAUAAAGAUCUGAUUUGGACUGAUGACAUAGUAUCUUCGCAGGUAGAGCAACGGCAAACGACUUUAUCCGCCUAUCCUCCCCUACCCGUAUCUGAACAUGGAGAAAAUCCAUUAGCUGCUAUCUCUGGCCAGGAAGAAAGAACAAUUGGUCAAGUUGCUGUGGGGGGAGAAAGCCAGUUGCAAACUGUCAACGAGCCAGGGGAAUCUAGCGAGGCAGACAAGGAACCGAUCACAACGCCCGCCGAAAGCAUUGAGGAAGUAUGUGAUGAUGUGGCAAGUGUGACGGCGCCAAUGCAGGAAGGAGAUGAAGCGAUGAGCGAGCGCGUACGUGCGAUGUCCGAAGAUGAAGAGAAGUUGGAAAUGCCAGAACCGGUUUCGACAAUUGAGGAACUCGCCAGGGGUGAUGGGGAGAAUACGGCCGAAACUCCAUCCAGCAGGGAUUUAAUUAAUGCUCUACCGUUGGAAGGUGAAGAAAAUCUACCAGAUUCCAUCAAAAGAAACGCAAUGGGUGAGCUGCCAGAGGAAAGUGAAGAAGUCAUACCGGACACCGAAGAGUUUGGAUUGGCAGCACUGUCAAGUAAAAUGAGUAAGAAGGGACGGAAGAAGCUUCGAAAGGCGCAAAAGGCUGUACGUCUUUCUCAGAAUCAAGGUCUGGAGGAUUCUUCCGAAAGUAAAGGUGAGGAAACGCACCCAGCUGCUUCGGAGCAGCCAACAGACUCCACAACUCAUACGGCCAAUCAAGAAACGCUUGUAGCGCCUGAGGACUCCGUGCAGGAAGCAAAAGAAGAUCUUGAGUCGCAGGAGUCUAUUGCACAGCUUCCUGUUUCAACGGUGGACGAAAAUGAAGUGGAAACAACUGUAAAAGGGCCUUACGAGACCAACACAAGCGAAGCUUCUUUAGGCUCAAACAUACCUAUUGCCACUGAAGACCCUCGUGCAGAUACUGUAGGAGAGACUUUAGCCCCGGGGAUUACAGAAAGAGACAAAAGCAGCAAGGAUGAGAUCGAAAUUGAGAAAUCUAGUCUUAGCACCUCGAAAUGGAAGGAUGAGGCCAUGCAAGAAGAAAAGACGAAGGGGCUUCUCGGAUUAGAAGAAUUGCCGGCAACAAUUGACGUCGCCAUUGACAGUGGAGAACCCAUAGAUAAAGAACGAUCUGCCGAAAGUUCGCAACCACCAGAGGUAGCUCAUGGGCCGCUUUCCAAGAACAAAGAAUUCUCUGAGGGCGAUUUGCGGCCUGCGCUUGAAGAGGUUCUUAGUCAGAAGACCCAAGACGUGAGCCAAGAAACUCACGAAAAAGCCUCUUCGGAGCCAUUAAGUCGCAAAGAGUCUAAGGGAAAGAAGAAAGCAAAGAAGAAUGUCAAAAGACAGUCGGAUGCGUCUCCUGGUCCUGAUCCUACCGAGGUUGAGAUCAGGCAAGAUAUCAUUGCGGACCUCGCUCCAGAAGCAGACUUUGCAUCCGGUCUGCCUGCUGAAGAAUCAAAAUGGUCACCUGGAGACGUGCAUUCAACCAUCGAACAUAUAAACGCCGAACACGCCGAAUCAUAUCCAAUUAUGGACCCAUUAGUACGUAAGGAUACAGAUCAGCUGGCGUCUAUGGACAAUCCUAGCCAGAGCAGUCAGGAAAUACUUGAAGAGAAGCAAGAGGAGCCGAGAGCAGACGAGGAGAUGGCAAUAGCCGAGGACUCUGUCGGCGGCGACCUCGUAGAGCUCGAUGCUACAGUCCCAGUGUCAAGAAAGCAGUCGAGAAAAGAAAAGAAGAAGGCCAAAAAGAAGGGGAAGCAAGAGACCAUCCAGGUAGCACAGGAGCCAGAGCCAGAGUCAACCCUGGAGUUGUCCAAAGACCAUACCGAAGACCAGCAUUCUGCCACAAAAGAGCCAAUGGAGGACUCGAGACUACAGAUAGUUGAGGGGGCCAGGAUGGAUGAGGGUCAUCUUUCAAGGGCAUCUUUCCAAGAGGAGGCGAUGAAAGAGGAUGGCGAAGAUGUUAAAGCUAUGGAUGUUGAAGCUCCUACUGAGCCGAGGAUCUCCUCCGAAGAGCCAUUUUAUGCACAAGAGGAACCCAUGGCCUUGGGAGGAAAACGUUAUUCCCAUGGUGGUGACUCUUUGCCUUCAAUAGAUUGGGAGAAAGGUAAGAUCGACUCCAACGGACCAUCUCCCCAGUCAUCGCCUGAGGCUUGCCCAGUCCCAUUUGAGCCAGGCAUUGCUGAAUUCGAUGAAUCUGCUAUUCCAGAAGGUCUAACGAUACGAAUAGACAAGCUGGCUGCUGAAAGGAAGGCAUUGGAAAGCGCCAUGACAGACAAAUCUACUCUGGAGAUUCCACAAAAUGUGUCGGGGGCUUUGGAUUCCAGUGUCGAGCCACCCGCGGAAGCAACCAGGCAGGUGGAACAUGAACCAUAUCUAGACCCUGCUCUUCAUGUCGUGCAUGAGACUGAGAGCGCCAAACCUCCAAGGCGAAGAGAUGACAAGCUCGAUGGGUUGUCGCACAAGCAAAGUAAAGUUGCCAGCGUGUUCCCCAACCUCGCGCGGGGAUCAUUUCGACUCCCCGUUCCAGUUCAAUCGACCCAGUCGGUAAAAGAUGGGGCCGAGGAUGAGACUCUUGAUCAUCAAGAGGUCUCGGAGGCGCCCAUUCCCACUGCUGACAGUCAGGUUAGCAGGCUCUCGCAGGAAGAUACUGGCUUCCAAGGAGAACAAAUUACAUCUACGAACCGCAAUCUAUCAGAGGAGACUACUGCAAAUUAUUCUCAAUCAAUUCACCCUGAGGGUAUUCCUGUUGAUGCCGGAGCAGAAGACGUAAACAACCAGCCGAAAGAGCGCUCUCGCUCCGUCGGGCCACAAUCGGAGAAUGAAAAAAAUCUCAGGGCCAUGGAAUCCAACCAGGCCGAGCAAGUCAUUCCAGAGCUGUUCACUGGCAACGAGACCCCUUCGUUAUAUGCACCGAAACCCAUACAUAAGCGAGCCUCUACUCUUUACCGUGCCACUAAUAUGGACCGGCCGUCAAGCCCUGACUCCUACGGGCUUCGACACAACCCAUCAAUUCACGGACGGCAUAAUCACCCUCUGCAGCCAUGGUCUCUAGAAGACCCUGCACCGAUCGCACAGCCAAGAACGUUGUCACCGUUAGGUUUCGUUGAUGGACAGCAGUCGGGGCCUAGCAAGGAGGCAGUUUCACCGCCACGAACACCGUUACAGACGAUUACGGAAGAUGGUCCAAGAGACCGUGGAUCUGGAACCCGCGGCACGCCAUGUCUGGAGAUGAAACCAGAACAUAUACUCCCACGUCCCGAGACGCCCGUAAGGAAGUUCACCGACAACGCGUUAGCGCGCCAAUCUUGGCCGACGCCUGAGCGAGACCAUAUCGCAGACGAAGAUGAGGAUAUCGGAUUGAAAAAGCAUCGACGCACAGUGGACAGCAAAUGGCCGAUGGAAAUCCAGACACCUGAACAAGGGAUGCCGAUCCUGAGACCGACGGGCAGCGCGAGCAGCAUCCGAAGUUUACAGAGCGUGCAGAGCGCCCGAUCGCUGCGCCGAAUGGGACGCUCGACAAGUGGUGAUUUGCGGGCGGCAGCGGCCAGCCAACCACCCGGUUCCCAGCCUCCUCCUCAUUCCCCUCUUCCCACCGAUCUGAACAUCGAGCGCAUUGCUUCCUCCUCUUCCUACGACCCCGUCACGGACAAGGGCAAACGCCCCCUACGAGCCAUGACGGAUGUCUAUGAGGGUUGGGGGGAGACGCCAAGCUCACCCCGGUCGCCUAGCCGACCACCCAGUAUCCGCCAUCGCCGCAGUAUGCAACACCUCCAAGAACUGGAAUCUCGUCUCGACCAACUCAUCUCUGAAAAUCGUCUUCUCAUCGCCUCGCGGGACGCCGCGGAGGAAAAAUUACGGAGCACCAGCGUUGCCCGACGCAAGAGCGACCAUGCCCUUAAUACUAGCGACGCCAACUUGCGGGACAGGGAAGCGGAAGUAGAACAACUCAAGAGCUCGGUGGACUGGCUCCAGAAAGAAGUGGCCCGAUUGACCGAAGAAAACGAAGGUCUAACCACCGCGAAUUCUAACUUGACUGUCGCCCAUGCAACCGCAAUCCAAACGGUGCGCGAAUCAUCCACCCGCGAACUUAAUGACUUGCGCCUACAAAACCACCAGCUGGCGUCGAACGUGCAAGACCAGAUACGACAAGAGGUAGACGCCGCGUUGUCUCAGAAAAAUCUAGAACUGCGCCGGCUACGGGAGGAACUUGAGAACGCUCGAGACAAAGUGAAAGAGCUGCAGCAGCAAAUCACAACUUCGAUGAACGACAACGUCCUCGUCUUCCGCGACGAGGACUAUUUCGAUGCUGCCUGUCAGAAGUUAUGUGGCCAUGUGCAGCAGUGGGUGUUACGAUUCUCCAAACACUCCGACCACCAUCGUUGCCGCAAACUGGGCGACCUACAGGAUGAGAAGGUCGCCGACCGGUUUGACAACGCUAUUCUAGAUGGCUCCGAUGCCGACACGUACCUUGCGGAUCGGGUCCAUCGACGUGACGUAUUCAUGUCGGUUGUGAUGACAAUGGUGUGGGAGUACAUCUUCACGCGGUAUCUAUUUGGUAUGGACCGCGAACAGCGGCAAAAGCUCAAGUCCCUCGAGAAACAACUGGCCGAGGUAGGCCAGCGCAACGCCAUCCAUCGAUGGCGUGCCACUACCUUGACCAUGCUGUCGAAGCGUCCCACUUUCUCCCGCCAACGCGACGCCGACACCGAAGCCGUUGCAUUGGAGAUUUUCGAAACCCUGUCGCGCCUCCUACCGCCACCCACCCACGUUGAAUCUCAGCUCCUCGACUCUCUGCGCAGGGUGCUCCGGGUUGCAGUCAGCCUGUCGGUAGAGAUGCGUACACAGCUAGCGGAAUACAUUAUGCUGCCUCCGCUGCAGCCCGAAUACGACACCAAUGGCGACCUUGCCCGUCAAGUCCACUUUAAUGCAUCACUUAUGAACGAGCGCAGCGGCGAGACCACUUCGAAUGAAGAGCUGGAAUUACAACAGGCAGUGGUUCGGGUUGUCCUGUUCCCACUGGUGGUGAAGAAGGGCAAUGAUAUGGGCGAGGGAGAGGACGAAGUGGUCGUCUGCCCGGCUCAGGUGCUUGUUGCACGCCCUUUCAAAGAUAAAAGGGUGGUGAAAAUGCUCAGUGGCGACCGUAUGUCCUUCGAUGCCAACAAAUCCGUUCACAGUGUGGCUCCGUCAUCCACUAUGGACAUGAGUAACGUGAUCUGA
Aspergillus tanneri is the source of this 16740-nucleotide messenger RNA. RefSeq names its product involucrin repeat protein (gene lah). The transcript is spliced from 3 exons. The coding region runs from base 1 to 16740 and encodes 5579 amino acids. The record is from RefSeq and is a predicted model, not a curated record. NCBI's taxonomy places the organism in Eukaryota, Fungi, Ascomycota, Eurotiomycetes, Eurotiales, Aspergillaceae.